Molecule: messenger RNA, 1258 nt
Organism: Oryza brachyantha (malo sina)
Lineage: Eukaryota; Viridiplantae; Streptophyta; Magnoliopsida; Poales; Poaceae
Product: cytosolic sulfotransferase 5-like
Exons: 1
Coding region: 44-1072 (342 amino acids)
Biological process (GO): sulfation
Cellular component (GO): cytoplasm
Molecular function (GO): sulfotransferase activity
Source: RefSeq, a predicted model, not a curated record
CACAGUGGCAGCGAGCUCUCUGCUUCUCGCCCGCUCCGCCUCCAUGGCCGCCGCCACGGGCCCUGUCCCGUACAAGGAAGUCGGCGACGAGGGCACCGCAGCGCGCGAUCCUCUUCCCCGGGACGAGUUCGCCGGCCUCGUCGCGUCUCUGCCGCGGAAGGAGCAGUUCCUCGACGGCCGCCUCUACCAGGGCUUCUGGCUGCCGGAGCACUACCUGCCGGGCGUCGUCGCCUUCCAGCGCCGCUUCACGCCGCGCCGCCCGGACGACGUGGUCCUCGUCAGCUUCCCCAAGUGCGGCACCACGUGGCUCAAGGCGCUCGCCUUCGCCGUCAUGGCGCGCGCCGCCUACCCCGCCGCCGCCGGCGACCACCCGCUGCUCCGCCUCAACCCGCACGACUGCAUCCCGUUCGUCGAGGACGUCUUCACCGACGGGCACGAGGCCAUGCUCGACAGGCUCCCCUCGCCGCGGCUCAUCAACACCCACGUGCCGUACCCGUUGCUCCCGGAGGCGGUCACCGGCGACGGCGGCUGCAAGGUCGUCUACAUCUGCAGGGACCCCAAGGACAUGGUCGUCUCGCUGCACCAGUUCCUCCGCCGCCUCCAGCCGGACCUGUCGUUCGCCGACAUGUUCGACUCCGUCGCCGUCGACGGCACGGCGCCGUACGGCCCGAUGUGGGACCACGUCCUCGGGUACUGGCGCGCCAGCCUCGCGCGCCCCGACCGGGUGCUCUUCCUCACCUACGAGGACCUGCUGCAGGACGCCGGCGAGCACGUCAGGGCGAUGGCGAGGUUCAUGGGGCGGCCGUUCUCGCCCGCGGAGGAAGCCGCCGGCGCCGUGGAGGCCGCCGUGGAGCUGUGCAGCUUCGAGAAGAUGAAGGGCCUGGAGGUGAACAGGAGAGGCACGUCGGGGUCGUACAAGAGCAUGCCGCGCGACGCCUUCUUCAGGAAGGGGGUCGCCGGAGACUGGGUGAACCACAUGUCGCCGGAGAUGGCGGCGAGGCUGGACGAGGUCUUCCGUGACAAGCUCCGUGGAACAGGGCUCACCAUUCCACGAGGACCACGACACGGGUAGUUGUCGACGUCACCGUGAAUGCGUGACCUGUUUUGGUCGGGUUGUCUGUAUAGGUCCGAGUGGAACAGUGAUUCAAUAGAAUAACCUUUUUUCCGUACUUCCCGUCAACGUUUGUACAUAUUAAAAUAAAAUACACCUCGUACUCUGGACUAUUUCGCGAGAUUUUGGACUAUUUCGCGAGACAUG